Cucurbita pepo subsp. pepo (vegetable marrow) is the source of this 2370-nucleotide messenger RNA. RefSeq names its product putative oxidosqualene cyclase. NCBI's taxonomy places the organism in Eukaryota, Viridiplantae, Streptophyta, Magnoliopsida, Cucurbitales, Cucurbitaceae. Gene Ontology annotation, cellular component: lipid droplet. Gene Ontology annotation, molecular function: intramolecular transferase activity. The record is from RefSeq and is a predicted model, not a curated record. Gene Ontology annotation, biological process: triterpenoid biosynthetic process.
CCAGAUGUGGACCCUCAAAUUCUCCAAGGGCUGGGAGACCAGCGACAACGCUCAUUUAGGGCGCCAGUUUUGGGAGUUCGACCCAAAUCUCCAGCCCUCUCUUGAAGAACAAGCUCAAGUUCAUAAUGCCUGCAAUGAUUUCUAUACCCACCGCUUUCAUGCCAAGCACAGCUCUGAUCUUUUAAUGAGACUUCAGUUGAGGAAGGCGAAUGGGAGUGAGGUGAAGCUGCCAACUCAAGUGAAGCUUAGAAGUGAAGAGGAAAUAAGUGAAGAAGCAGUGGAAACCACGUUGAGAAGGGCCAUCAGAUUCUACUCAACUAUGCAGACACAAGAUGGCUUCUGGCCUGGUGACUAUGCUGGCCCUUUGUUUCUUCUUCCUGGCCUGGUGAUUGGGUUAAGCGUAAUGAAGGCUCUAGAUACAGUCCUUUCGCACCACCAUCAACAAGAGAUGCGUCGCUACCUUUACAAUCAUCAAAAUGAAGAUGGAGGGUGGGGAUUGCAUAUAGAAGGGAACAGCACAAUGCUCUGUACAGCUCUAUCUUACGUGAGCUUGAGAUUGUUGGGAGAGGAAAUGGACGGUUGCGAUGGAGCCUUGCGUCAAGCAAGAAGAUGGAUUCUUGAUCGAGGUGGGGUCACCUCCAUCCCCUCUUGGGGAAAACUCUGGCUUUCCGUCCUUGGAGUAUACGAGUGGGAAGGAAACAAUCCACUUCCACCAGAGAUAUGGCUGUUGCCUUAUUUUCUUCCAUUACAUCCAGGACGGAUGUGGUGUCAUAGUCGAAUGGUAUAUUUACCAAUGUCAUACUUGUAUGGAAAGAAAUUUGUGGGACCAAUCAGCCCCAUCAUCACGAGCCUUAGGCAAGAGCUUUACACGUGUCCUUAUCACAUGGUUGAUUGGAAUCUUUCUCGAAGCCUCUGUGCUAAGGAAGAUUUGUACACGCCACAUUCGAACAUACAAGACAUAUUAUGGGAUUCAAUUCACAAGCUUGGUGAACCAUUAUUGAAGAAAUGGCCACUCUCAAAACUAAGGCAAAAGGCUCUUGACUUUGUGAUAAAACACAUCCACUAUGAAGAUGAAAACACUCACUAUCUUUGCCUUGGACCUGUUAGCAAGGUGCUAAACAUGGUGUGUUGUUGGGAUGAGGAUCCAAACUCGGAAGCGUUUACGAGACACAUUUCAAGAAUCAAAGACUACCUCUGGCUAGCUGAGGACGGAAUGAAAAUGCAGGGAUAUCACGGGUCUCAAUUAUGGGACGUAGCCUUUGCCGUUCAAGCCAUUGUUGCAACGGAUCUAGUCGAGGAAUAUGGUUCGGUGCUUAAGAAAGCGCACCAUUUCGUCAAAAACUCACAAGUGAGGAGAAAUGGGUUUGGAGAUGAUGAUCCAAGUGAUUGGUACCGCCACAUCUCAAAGGGUGGCUGGCCCUUCUCAACUCCGGACAAUGCUUGGCCUGUCUCUGACUGCACUUCUGAAGCUUUGAAGGUAGCCAUUAUGAUGUCACAGAUGCCACCAACAAUGGUGGGUGAGCCAAUGGAUAUACGUAAAUUAUACGACGCGGUUGAUCUGAUCCUUUCACUUCAGAAUUCCAAUGGAGGAUUUGCUUCAUAUGAACUCACAAGAUCCCAUCCAUGGUUGGAGAAGUUGAAUCCAGCUGAAAUAUUCGGAGAUGUGAUGAUCGACUAUCAAUAUGUGGAGUGCAGUUCAGCAGCCAUUGAAGGGCUUAAAGCAUUCAUGAAGCUCCAUCCAAGCUACCGCAAGAAAGAGAUUCAAGCUUGCAUGGCCAAAGCAGCAGAUUUCAUUGAAACCAUUCAGCAGCCUGAUGGAUCCUGGUAUGGCUCAUGGGGGAUUUGCUAUACAUAUGGGACAUGGUUUGGCAUCAAAGGGUUAGUUGCUUGUGGAAGAACCUAUGAGAAUAGUAAAACCCUAAGGAAGGCUACUCAUUUCCUUCUUUCUAAACAACUCAAAUCCGGUGGUUGGGGCGAGAGCUACCUCUCCGCUCAUAACAAGGUAUACACCGAUCUCAAAGAUGGCAAAUCUCACAUCGUCAACACUUCUUGGGCCCUGUUGGCUCUCAUUAAAGCAGGGCAGGCUCGAAGAGACCCAUAUCCGCUGCAUCGAGCAGCAAUGGUUCUGAUUAAUUCUCAACUCGAUAAUGGAGAUUUCCCUCAACAGGAAAUUAUUGGAGUAUUCAACAAGAGUUGUAUGAUCAGUUACUCGGCCUAUAGAAACAUAUUUCCUAUAUGGGCUCUUGGAGAGUAUCGGUUAAGGGUUUUGAAGCGUCAAGAAUAACGAUACCUAAAUAUUUCUAGUGUAAAUGUUUUUAUUUAUAAAGAAAUAAAAAUUGUAAAUAUUUUAUAAGCACAAACAUUAAUAUU